ACCAACUGCAUAGAAUUGCAUGCACUUGUUUAAAAACUGCGGUGAAAGAAAUUUCAUUCCUGGUUAUACUUAUCAAAAUUUGUUUGUAACGAGUGAAAAAAUGGAGACCUCUGUAUUACUUAAAAUUUCGGAAGCUUUAAUCAUACUUCCAGUGAACAAAGAGACACAUGGAAUAAAGAAAUUGUGGAGCAUGCUGCAUAAAGCUCUGUGCUGGGUUAAUUGCAUCACGAUAUUUACUACGUUUAUGCAAGUUAUCCAAUUUUAUAUAAAACAGAGUUCCGACCAAGUGUCUGCACUGAUUUGUGUCAGUUUAUUUUACAUUCAAAAAGCUGCGUUGUUUAGUGUUUUAAUCCUAAAAAGUGAACAAAUCCGUGAUAUUUUUACGGACAUGUCCAACUGUGGUAUCAACGCAAAUAAAAUCGUGUCACUUAGAGCAAUUGUAAUUUGUGCUGGAUCAUUUCUAGUUUUCGGAUCAACAUCCGUGUACAGUAUCCAACAACUGCUCGUCUCAAACGAUUUCAAGGACAAGCAAAUCCCCCUAAAUCUUCUAACAAAACUUAUUUACCUUCUGCUUACCAUUUCCAACGCCUUGACAGAGCUAUCGUUUACCAUUUUUACCAUCAUUUUGGGAAAUUUUAUCAUCAACCUGACAACAGAGGUGGAAAAACUGGCUAAGGAAAUUGAAAAUAUUAGCAACAGUUAUGCUCAUUGCCGUGGUGGUGACAUUGUUAACAAUUCAAAGGCACUUGAAAAAGUUAUCAGAAGAUUAAAAAAUUUAUUAAAAAUUCUUAAAAAAGUGAAUACUGUUUGUGGAGAAUAUCUUUUAAUUUUUUGGUUCUUCCCGACCUCGAUCAUCGUGGCCAUAACGCAUACAUUAAUGGUAAAAGUCUUGUAUGGUGACAUCCUUAUGGACGAGAAUGAAAGUGAUAUGGUUAUUAAAUUCCAACUUCAAGCCUUAUUAAUCGCCUUGCUUGUGACAUGCACAAGAAUGUGGAAUUUCAUUAGUUUGGGAUCUGGACUCCUUGCGGCGGGAGACGAACUUAGAUUUCAAGCCGAUAUCGAGCCCUUUCCUAUCAUUGACAAAGGGAUGCAUCAACGGCAAGCUGACCUAGAAAGACUUGUUGGUCAAGUCAGUAGGCUAGCCAAUAAGCCGUUGGACAUAUCUCCGGCUGAUUUUUUCACUUUGAAUCGAACCUUGUUGAUUGGGACGCUGAUAACGGUGGUAAACUUUGUGCUGGCCUUUCGAAUGGCCGAAUCUAUGUAAACCUAUAGAAAAAUCAGAUGCUGAAAUCUAUUUGCUUAUACGGGAAAUUAUCGGGCAUGGUUUCGUCCAUGUAGGUAGUCCUACAAGUUCAUAAUUUUGAAAAUUUAGUUAAAAAAUUGUUAGUUGCAAAACAACUUUUGUCAUGAAUUAAUAAAUUAUCUUGGAAAUGGUA
Messenger RNA from Folsomia candida, 1436 nucleotides. RefSeq lists its product as uncharacterized. The record is from RefSeq and is a predicted model, not a curated record. Bases 20 to 1264 code for a protein of 414 amino acids. NCBI's taxonomy places the organism in Eukaryota, Metazoa, Arthropoda, Collembola, Entomobryomorpha, Isotomidae. The transcript is spliced from 4 exons.